This is a messenger RNA of Peronospora matthiolae, 3249 nucleotides long. NCBI's taxonomy places the organism in Eukaryota, Oomycota, Peronosporomycetes, Peronosporales, Peronosporaceae. The record is from the annotation of a GenBank genome assembly.
AUGGCGACGCCACCGGCCGCGUCCGCGCGCUUCUUCUGCGACGAGCUGGAAGACGACGUUGCUGCGCCCAGCAUCCCUAACCACCCGCUACGCCUCAAGCCGUACACCUCCCUGCCCCAGGAGGAGCCGAGUCCGCUCGCGCAGGAAACUGUGGACCUCAUUGCACGCAACGUCGUGGGCCGGCGGACGCUCUUCUCGACGCCGUUUGGAACCCGCGCCUUGUGCUACGCGGACUUUACAGCCAGCAAUAAACCGCUGCAAUGUAUCGAGGACUAUCUCCUGCGAGAGGUCAUGCCGCUGUACGGCAACACGCACACGACGACGUCCAUCACGGGGCUCCAGUCCACGUGCUUCCGGCACGAAGCGCGGCAGAUCAUUGCCCAGGCUGUUAAUGCCAAGACCACGGGUCGAGGAGCUGAAGAUUGUGUGCUGUUCACGGGCCACGGAAGCACCAGUGCCGUCGUGAAGCUCGUGCAGGCGCUCGGGCUCGAGCGCGGUCGUACGCCGCUGGCGGACGGAGCGGACGGAGUGGACGACCGGGCGGUCGUGUUUGUCGGACCUUUUGAGCACCACUCGAACUUGCUUCCGUGGCGAGAAAGUGCGGCGGACAUUGUGACGAUAUCUGAGACGGGACAGGGACUUGUGGACCUGCAAGUGCUGGAGCAGCAGUUGAAGCGGCACGCUGCACGUCCGCUGAAAAUCGGCGCGUUCUCGGCUGCGUCUAAUUUGACUGGCGUGCUCACGGAUGUGGACGCUGUGACUGCUUUGUUGCAUCAAUAUGGUGCCUUGGCGUGCUGGGACUAUGCGACGUGUGCGCCGUACGUGGACAUUGACGUGAACCCUGUGGUGGCGGACGAAUCGCGACGUCCGUUUGUCUACAAGGACGCAGUGUAUUUCUCUGGGCACAAGUUUAUCGGUGGACCGGGGGCGCCCGGGGUGUUGAUAGUCAAGAAGCGGCUGCUCACGAAUGCUGUGCCGACGGUUCCUGGAGGUGGCACCGUGUUUUUCGUGACGGAGAAUGACCAUCGGUACCUGUCGAACCGGGCAGAACGUGAAGAGGGCGGCACGCCGGAUAUCAUUGGCAGUAUCCGUCUGGGACUUGCGAUGGAGCUUAAGCAACGGGUAGGGGCAAAGCACAUUAUGAUGUUGGAACAACGCCAUGUUCGCCGUACUCGCGAGGUGCUUGGUCAGAUCAAGAACGUGGUGCUGCUUGGACGCCAGGACGAUCAGAUCGAGCAGUUGCCCGUGUUUUCGUUCCUUGUGCGGUUUGGGCGUCGCUUCUUGCACUACAAUUUCGUGUGUGCACUGCUGAACGACCUUUUUGGCAUUCAAACACGUGGUGGCUGUCAGUGUGCUGGUCCGUAUGCUACUCGUCUCCUGGGUCUUGAACGUCGUGAUGUAUUGGCUCUAGAGCAUGCGCUAAUUGAAAAGAAGGAGAUGUUGCGUCCUGGAUUCACUCGGAUGAGUUUCCCGUAUUUUAUGACCACUGAGGAAGUCGAGUACGCGCUGGCAGCUGUUGACUUUGUGGCUACUGACGGCUGGAAGUUCUUGCCGCAGUAUAAGUUUAAUCACAAGAGUGGGGUGUGGAAGCACUGGACUCGCUUCACUAAGUUCCCGGAUCGAAAGUGGAUCUCUCACUUUGCAACCCAACUAGAGGACAAGACCCGAUCCAAGAAUCUCGAUGAUCGUGUCGAAAGAAUUGCGGCCCAUCGCGCCGCAAAUUUAGCGGAGGCGCACCGGUUAGCAAGCGAAGUGACUGAGAAGAGUGUUUUAGGUCAUGUGGUUGCCGCGUCUGCUGCACAAAUGCUCGAGGAGACGGAAGAUGAGGCGCUUCGAUGGUUUGUCUACCCUUCAGAGGCGGUCGAAGCCAUCAAGAAGGGAGAGACACCUACGUUAUCAGCGAGUAUUCGUGGUCCCUUCCAGCCUGCUCGUUAUCUCACCGGCGAACUCAUUGAUCAGUGGAAAGGUGCAUCCAUUUGUAGUGAUGUCUCUGUUCCGGUCUGUGGUACGACAACGUGCAUUCCCGUGUCAUCAAUCUUGACUGUUGUGGAUGGUAGCAGCUACCCGACAGAGACUGUUGAAGCUGCUGACAGCCGCAAAACAGGAGGCAAGUACCCGCUCCGCUUGACAAGCGGCAAUGGAACUGUCGAGUCUCUGGUUGCUACGAGCUGUAGCUCUGGCUCUUGCGCUACUGAAUCCAAUGGGGCGAGUACAGCACCGACACGGUCAAUUAGCACGACUACUGCUACUGUGCAGGAAACGUUGACGGCAAUCACUCAGAAGACAAUUGCUACAAAGAUGUUCCCGACACCUCCGAAAAAACUCGUACGCUGGGUGGGCCAGGCGAUGAUGCAGUGGAAUAUGAUUCAAGAAGGAGAUCGACUGCUGCUCGGUGUGUCUGGCGGCAAAGAUUCUCUCAGCUUACUGCACGUGCUGCUUCAUUUCCAGAAGCGAGCUCCUAUCCGCUUUGAACUCGCUUGUGCGACAGUGGACCCGCAGACGCCCUCGUUUGACCCGAGCUCGCUGAAGGAAUACAUGCGUGCGCUCGGCGUGCCUCACUACUAUCUGUCGGAGAACAUCAUUGAGCGUGCAAUGUGUGAAAUGAACGGUGACUCUCUGUGCAGCUACUGCGCACGCAUGAAGCGCGGUGUUCUGUAUACGUGUUGUCGCAACCACGGGUUCAAUAAGCUCGUGCUGGCUCAGCAUCUUGACGAUCUCGUAGAGAGCUUUUUCAUGUCGGCCAUGCACAACGGCCAGCUGCGGACGAUGAAGGCGAAAUACUGGAACGACCAGCAGGACGUGGAGGUGCUGCGUCCGUUGGCGUAUGUACGGGAGAUUGAACUGAAGAAGUUUGCGUACGAUUCGCGUCUGCCCGUGAUCAACGAGAACUGUCCUGCUUGUUUCGAGGAACCGAAAGAGCGCCAUCGCGUCAAAAAGAUGCUCGCUCAAGAGGAGAGUUUGUACCCUGAUAUGUACAAUAGUCUACGUCGGGCACUGCUGCCGCUCAUGGAUGACGCUAGCUAUGCACCGCUGGAGGCUGUGCGUGCGCGUGUGGAACAGGCCAAGCACGAGCGCAAACGACCUUCUUCCAGCAAAGGACUGAAGAAUAGUCAUGUGAAGGGGAAGAGCUUGGCAGCAUCGACGACGAGUAGCUCAACAGAGAAAGAGACGAGUGAGGAUGUUGCAACAAGUGCCGAGGUGUUGGUGCAGCAGCACACUUUGUCACAUGUUCAAGACCAUCGACGGUAG